GACUGGCUUGGAAUAAUCGAGAGAUUUGGAGCAGAAGUGUAUAGCUGGGGUCGAGGAAAAGAUCAACCGUGGUCUAAUUGAAUGACAAAACAGGCUUGAGGGGCUGAAUAGUCUCCUCCUAUCCUUGUCUUUUUCUUUUCAGGCCCAGACGUGGGGACAAGCAGACCACUGAAUAUGCCACCCCAUCGAACUAACAGUGAUGGCCUUCCACAGUAUCACCUUCGACGGAUUGGACGUAGAGCAUCACUCCCAGACAUCGCCAAUUUGAUUGACUUCAGAAAGCGCGUGACUCUGAUUGGAAGGAAUGGUGAUGUCGUUGAUUACGUCCUCAGUGCUGCCAAGGAAUCAAGGCGCAGGACUAUCUCCAAGACCCAUGCCCGGAUUAUCCGUUCACUGCAGAAUAACCAGCACCGGCUAGUUGAUUCGAGCUUCUCUGGAGUUUACAUCAAUGACUGCCGCAUAGAUAGUGACGUCAUCCUGAAGGAAGGUGAUACAGUGACGUUUGGACAUCCGCAGGGUUCUCAAGUGGACCGAGGGGAGAGAGUCCGUCAGCCCAACUCUGAAUUUUACUUCAUGUUUGAGCUGUGUGACUGCGAGCAGGAAGGCAGCAAUGGAUUGAGACAGGAUCCUGGGGCCAGCUCCCAUCUCCAGAGCUCAAUGUUUGUUCCUGCCUCUUGCCAGAGAUUGCCGAUGCCCCAGUGCUUCUUGGGAAUGUUCCCUGGGUUCCUGCAGGGAGUUCGGUGGCCUGUGGAUGUAGCAGACGCUGGUGUCAGACAUGCCAUGGCACUGCAUGACUCUGGGGGGUGCCCAUUGGUUUCAGGGGCUCCUCACCCAACAUAUCCAAGACCUGAAUUGGCCCCACCUCGCAUGAUGUGUUUUCCAGAUCGUCAGCUUGCACCCGAGAUCUCAGGAUCCACCUCCCUGCUAACCGGAGUGUCCCAUGGUCUUGUGGUGCCACUGGUUCCUCCGGGAUCAACUUCCCAGUAUUCUGCCUCAGCUGUUGCUGAGGGAUCUCAGAGUGGCUGGUUGACCAAUUCCCAGAUCACUCAUUGUGGAUCCUAUCUCCAGCCGGUGGACUCAGGGAAGUUUGACCAUCCUACUUGUCCAGGUCCCGGUGAACAUUCGAACAGACCCCUGCCUGAAAGUCGCACACAGACAACUCCACCUCCAGGAGAAGCCCCGCCUCCCCUGGAGGAAAGGCCUGGCUCAAAGGUGCAUCCGUCAACCUUCCAGGGUAAUAAACUGGCAUUGGUGUCACUCGGUCAAAUGGGAUGGAGAUCAGAAGAUGCCACUGUGGCCACCACUGCCCAAGCCCUGACCCCCAUGCCAUGCUUUCAUCAGGACUCAGCGAAGCGAGGUAGUUGGAGUGAGAGUGUGAGGGGAUACCGCACGUCAACACACACUCAUCUGACGAUGGAUCAAACCACUUCAGUUAAAGGGGACUCAACUGGUCUGACUGCUGCUGGGUCAGUGACCCUGGCAGGUAGCACCAACCAGCCCUCCCAGAGGGACGUCCAGGAGGGUUCUCCCAGCAUGGGAGAGCAUGGGACAGAGGCUGCAGUGGGUAUGGAAUGGGCACCUUCCAUGUUAGAUGCCACAGCAGCAGUGAGCAUGGAGCCACAGUUGGACAGCGAUACCGUUGUAGAGAAUAUUGAUAAUGAGCGCACUGAGACUGAGCUCAGGAUGCAAGAUGGCGCCCUGACUGAAGAGGUCCAGGAGGCUUUAGAUGUGGUUAGAGGGGGCGUCACACCAACAGACACUAUGCCUACCCUGAGUAACUCCUGCUGGGACUCUGUGGAGAGUCAGUGCCACUUACUGAGUGACGACAGCUGUCUAAGGCAAAGUGAGCUGACUGAGUCUAUGGAGGAGUCCGAAACACUGCAUUCUUGUGCUGCCAAGCAGCCGGAUCACACUUCCAAGUGGAAUGUUGAAAACGAGGAAAUUCAAUCUGUACCGAAUGAGAUUGGCUCAGCAGAGAGACCUGUACAGACAGUGAUACCACACAGUGUCACGGCAGACGGUUCUUUCAUCGAUUUCAAACCUGUUGAGAGUAACUCUGUAUCUGGAGGGGGUUUGACCUGUGGCCACACAGGACGGAUUUUGCACAAACCCAUUGAUGAUCCAAGAAAUGACAACUUAGAUAAAAAUAUUCCGGCAUCUGACUUGUUAUGUCAGGAUAGAGAUGGCAACACCAUGACAGCAUGUGUGGGGGAUGAGAAUAUGGGCUCACCUGGUGAGCAUGGAGGGUCUGGACUCCCUCAGAGUGUAAAUGGUGCAGGUCCCCUGUCAGUGACUGGCAAAUCGAGAGGGAGUGAGGAACCGGCAAUGGCUGGGGAAUCGCCAGUGGCUAGGCAGUGGGUGGAUGAUGACCUGCGUAAAGAUGUGAACUGUGACCGCUCUGAGACUGUGGGAGCUGAAGGGGAAUCAGCCAGUGAUCCAGGAGUACAACCUGUGGAGUGUGAGCUUGCUGCUAGGGUGUCUAAUGUGCAGAUCCCAAGCUGUUCUGGGAUGGAAUCUGAUCUCUCAAGCAAUGGACAGUCACAAGACGUUUCUUCUCGAUGUCCACCAGUCAGUAAAGCCACGCUUGAUGCUGACUCAACAACUGAGCACCUGAGCUCAAGUGACAAUACAUUUGUCUUUGAUAAGCCGCACCUUCUGGGUACAUUGGGCUUGAGGUUAGAAGCUUCAGACGCUUCACCAGGAGAAACGACAGGGCAGAUGGGAAAAGGAGGACGUUUGGUUGACCCAGAAUUAUCAGACACUGAUUCCAAGUCAGCGGUCACAGGGAAGGUGGAGGUCCCGGAUGUAGAUGGACUUUCUGUGGCUAGUAAGGCAGCAGAGGAUAGUACGAUCCAGACUGAAGGGUGGUCAGCAAAGGUUUGUAACCCUGCACUGGCUGACUGUCCCCCUUCACCCAUUUCCUUAUCAAACGAUGAUGGUUCUGCCUACUCAGCUGGGAUCGAACCUGAGGCGCUAUUGUUCAUCAAAGCAGCCAGGAGUGUGUGCAGCAUUCCAGUCAGUUCCUGUUCACCCACUGACCAUUCUGCAUCUGAAUUAGCCAACUCUGUUAACCUGCCGAGUCUCGAUCCAGGAAAGGGGAGCUGCUGUUCCAUUGUGGAACUUGGGCACUCCAAUCAGGCUGGGCCACAGGGUGGAGUCAGUGCAGCUGGUCAACUCUGUGAGGGAGAGUGGCCUAGCACCGAGCAUGGAGAGACAACAGGAGAUAUCAGAGGCUGUGUAAUUCAGGGAAAUACUCCAGAAAUCUCCAAACCAGAGGGUGUUGUCACUUUCAUGGAAAGUGUGGAAAUGCAAUGUGAACGUGACUCGAUUGAUCAGAGCGAGUUAGAUGCAACUGACCAAACCUGUGAAUCACAUGAUGGUAGACUGAAUCUUCUGGAAUGUAAAGAAUUUCCAAGUAUUCCCAUUGGAUCUGUGGAUGUAAAUGUUGAGACAGUGGGAGGACACACUCUAAAUACUGGAAUGGUAAAGGAAGGGUAUCUCCAUGGCAAUAGCUCUGGUGUUGUGGAGACUUCGGAGACCCUGGUUUCUACACUUGAAGAUAAUUCCAUGGAGAUUGGAGAUACUGUUGGAUCGGAUGAAGAUAUGGAUGUUGACUCAGUGUCCAGGUCUGUGGCCAGGGAUGAGAUUGUGGAAUCUGAUCUGUCCAAUACUUGCCCAGCACCCUCGGAGUUGCAGCUGACGAGUGCCCGUGUCAUUGUCACUGAGGCUGGAAAUUGUGGAGCUGAGGGAGAGGUGGACGAAUCCCCAUUGUCAGAGCGAUCUCCUGUGGCACCACCUCUGGGCGAUGUCGAGAGGGAGGAGGAGCUGGAAGGAUCUGAGCCAUUGAUGCCGGUGAGAGAGCCAGCCAAUCAGUUUGGAUUGGAAGCUGCAGAGACACUAGUGGCACGUCAGCUUGGUAUAGGUGUAGCUCACGUUCCCUCUUGCACAGUGACACCUGCAAAUUAUGAUACUCUUUGCCCACUCAUGCAGAGUGAAACCUUGAAUUCCACAGCAGAGAAAGAGACCAUUAAUCAAAGCCACUGCAAGCACUCAGCAAUGAAUGUGCCUUCCAGCGAUAACCGAGUUUUAAGCAGCUUGGAAUUCCAGGCUGAGGCAGCAAGUUCAGAGAAUCUGCUGGAAGCCGCUAUGGUUACCCCAGACCGAGAUAAUCUAGAUCCAUCCCAAGAUGAGAGCCAUCCAGAACCCGGUGUGACAGACGAACCUCUGGCAUUGUCUGAAACUGGACAGGAUCAGCCCAGACUGGACCAUGUUGAAGGGGAGGGACACUUGACCUCGGGAUUUCUAACAACCGACGUGCAGUCAGAAUUGCUGAGUGAGUCCUGCAAUCAUUUCACAAACACUGUUACAACAAAGAUAGUUAGGCAUUUCCCAGGUGAAGAGCGGGUGAACCUGUCUCCAGUGAUGGACUCUGAAAUUGACAGGCCAGGACCACACCUUCCGGUGGGGAAUGGUAAAUUUGAGACCACCAAAUCACCAAUCCAAUAUUGUCCUCCUGUGAGGCCGAUGGCCUUGACUUCGUGCCCAGUAGCAGAGGCAGGAGAAAGCCCAGAAUCACCAGCCAGAACUGUCCCACUGUCUCCCUCGACCAUGGGUGCUACCUGGCAUGGUGGCCGUGACAGUCCUGUCACCCAUGGGUGUCAGGAGGGAGCUCCUAUGUCUGAAAAUGCUGCAGAGAUCAGAGAUGAAUUUAGAGACUCUGGGGAAACAGCUGAUGCUCCUUCUGCUGACUCCACUGAAGAACCUUCUAUAAAGAAGGUGCGCGCUUGUACUGGCAGCACUAGAGAUUGUGAAUCCUCUGUGUGUAACCCCUCUCUCCUGGGUGAAGCCUCUGCUACUGCAGCUGCUGCACACUUUGGUGUGACAACCCUGACUGAGCUGAGUGUGACGACGAACAACUCUGUCCUCCUUUCUGAGUCCGUGUCUGUGCAGAGGAGUGAUUUGACGUCCUCUGUUCCUGAUGCCUGGCCUGUGACUCAGGAAGCUUAUCCGACAGUUGACACAGCGUGUGGGAGUGAAUCGGAGUUGAGUGGGGGAAACGACCAAGCGGCAGGAUGGCAUGAUGAACCUCUGUGUUUGGGGGCGGCAGACACUGAUCAGUUUGAGCAGGCCAUGCCUCACGCACAUGAUGAGGUGCCAGAGGUGGGAUUGAGUGGAACUGAAGGCACUGAGAGGACCCAAUUCCUGCUGGUUCACGGGGGGAAGGCGGAAGCUGUGGAUGGGGUGGAGGGGGAGCUUGUCCAACCCAGUUUCUCUGAUUCCCAAAGGAUUGAACUUGAGGAUCCAGUUGAAGAGCAGAGUGAAGAUGAAAACAUAGCUGAAGAGCUCAUGUUGAGACCUGCCACUCCAGAGAACAGAGAACUGCAAAGUCACAGCCCAUUGGUGAAGGAAUUGAACUUGACCGGGAGAGAAUUACCUAUGAGCCUGGGUUUGUGUCGUGGGGCAGAGGAGGAAGAGUCCACUGUGACGGGUGUGUUGGGCGAUGAUGCAAACUGCUGUUCGAUGGAAGAAACUCAGCUGACUGGCCGAGAAGGUGCUGAGGGGGAGGAAGAUGAGAUUUGUAGUGACGAGCAUGCAGUGCAGCCUGAACUAACUCCUGGGCGUGCACAGGUCAGUGUUUGCCAGGAGGAGGGGCUCGUUUGGAUCACAGCUGCCCCCCGUAUACAGCCCCAGCUUUUCACCGCAGCCGUGCCCCCCAGACCGGGUGGUCGUGAGACUGGAGGAGUCGGUCAGAAGCAACUCAAAGCUGGAGAGCAACCAACUCCUGCAUCCUCUGAGAAGGACGUUCUUCUGGAGGAGACGUCUGGAGAGAUGGCGAGGUCCCGAGUCUCGGAGGAACCUGCUGGAUUGUUGGAACUCUGUGUCGGAGUUUGCCGGGCUCGGGAGCAGGCAGGGUCCCCUACUGCGUCACCCAGCCCUGAUACAAGACAGCAGUGUGUUCAAUAUGACCUGGAAAUGGACAGCUCCAAACGUGAAAAUCCCAAGGCUGGGAGAGAGACUGGUUUGUUGGACAAGGUCUCGGGGGAAGGAUCUAUCCCAGUCUCUCAGUUCCCUGAGACGCUGGAUUCGUACGGGCUAGAGGGAGAGGAAGAGUCCAGUGAGCAAAGUGCUUCAGGCCACGUCACACCAUGUGAGCCAAUGGAAAGGAAUGACUUGAGCGAACAAACUGCUAGUGAAGAAGAGGAGGCCUCCUACCCAGAACAGCUGACCUGUACACAGCUGCCGGGUACCUUAUCAGACAGUGCACUCGCUACUGUGGAGAAUGCGGAGGAGCUGAACAUCAUCAUGGGCAAAGCUAAUCUCAACGUUUCUCCUCCUUCACCAGACUGUACAGAUGUGGGGGAGGUGAACUUGAGUCUCCCCACCUCCAUCAGGAAUAAAGGUGACCCAGUACAAACCUCACGAACAGUCACUCCCUGUACAUGUGUAUCUGAAGACGAGAGGAUCUCAGAGGAUAUCUGCCGUCCAACUGGUUUCUCUGAAGAGUCGAUGGUCUUCGGUGAAGAAGGAGCUGAAGAUCUUGAGCUCGACGAUGAACAGUUGGAGAGGAAGCACCACUCCCAUUUACCUCCUGGUCACCGUGAGCAGCAGUUUAUCUUCUCCAAGGAAGCUGAAGACCAGUCUGCAGGAGAAGGGAUGCCCAGGAGAGGGGUUGCCCAGAUUGUGCAGGGGACCCUGGGUGAGCUGGGGCUGUGUACACAGAGGGAGACGGUUCCCCAAACUUUGAGCAUUCUGCAGAAUGGAGUUGUGCCGACACACUCUGACUGUGCCACAAAUGUCUCCGAAUGCAAAGAUUCGAGAGCCCGCUCCCAGCAGGGAGCUGAAGUACAAAAGCCGAGUGACGGCAUAUUGAAAAAAUGCUGCCCAAAAAACAGAGGUGUUGAGCAGGAAACUGAGACAGUGGCGCUUGGUGAACGUGGGCAAUUCCAGCAGGAGGAGAAUGUGGCACAACCCAGCCUCCUCAGUGAAGAGCAUGGUGCUGUGUUGCCGCAGACAUUGGACCGGAUACCAUUUGGUGAGACACCGAUACAGUCGCCGGUGAGCCCGAAUCCUGAGGCUGAAUCUGUGCACAUUGAAUGGCAAGACAUGGGACGAGAUGGAAUGGGCAAGUGUCAGGUCAUUGUGGGGAGCACUGAUUUGGCCGAGACAGGAGCAGCUGACAUCAGUCGUACAGAUGGGGUGGUCAAAGUUAGCUCAACAAUUGUCUCUUCAGACCCCAAGUAUCUGAAUCUACAACCUUCAGAGUCUCAAUUGAAGAGGGAGGAUAUUACAAGCAAGAGCCUAAACAGCCAAAUGAACCUUAAUUCCCGACCAUCAAAGAGACCUUGUGAAGGAGAAGAGGCAUUGGGUUCAAAGUCUACUGCCUCCUCUCCCAGUAAAAGAGUGUGCUUGCCUCAGCAAGCUGGAACAGAGGGGCUUGCAUCAGCAGAGGGCCAGAAUGUCACUCUGCUAUCCCUCUCGGCCGAACAGAGGCAGCAUCAGGCCUGGUACAUAGGCAGACUGGUCCAGCAGUUUGUCACGGAAUACAGAGCCUCUCAGGAGUGUCGUGUUACUGGGGAAGUGAGAGCAGUGAGCAAGCAGGACGAGGUCAGGCGAAUUGUUAGAGAGUUCUUCAAAACUCAAGUGGCUAAGUCCGAGGAGCCCAUUGUUGACCUGCCACAGCAGAGUGUAGAGAUGGGUGACUCCGAUCAGUGUCACCGCUCCGAGAAUUCCGAACCCCGACAGGAGCCGAGAGAAACCAGCGAUGACAAGAGCCCUUGCUUAAUGGGUAGCAGUUCUGACUGUGGGCCUGGCACUAAUGGCUCUGGUUCGUCCACCUCAACUGAGCCCUUGCCUUUGCUGUCUCGUCCAUCCAGCGAGCUGGUGAAUUGGCAUGUUGGAGCGAGGGGUGAUUCAGAAAGCUCUCUGGAGGAGGCUGGUAAACUUGCCAGAAAAACUGGGACAGUCCAGGAAACCGCUCAGGGUGACACCUUCCAUGUCAUGUCUCCAGGCCCCAGCAACUGUGUUCCAGGAGAUACUGACCCAAUGCAGGAGGUCACUGUGGCUGAGGGCGCUCAUCCUUCCCUUUCCCUUACUGAGGAAUCGGGGACCAAUGUGGAGGCAUUCGAUGCUUCCAGGGUAAGCUGGAGCUCACUUGCGCACCGUUCUCCCAAUGCAGAUUCCCAUGAGGGGUUGGAGAAUGGGGGACUGGGAGCUUGGGAAAGCCAGGCAACACCAGCUGGUAGUGAUGGGACAGCCAUCACGGCUAGCAACAAGAUGGGGAGCUCGCUGUUGGAGAUCCUGAGAACUGCCACUGGAUCCCUCAGCUGUGCUGUCCUGGAAUGUGAUGGAGAGGCAGAGACAGACUCAGGGUCUGCUGCUUUAGCUGAUGGGUCUGCUGAUCAGGGUGUUGCUGAUGUGACAGGAGGUUGCUGUAGUCACAGCUCCAGCACAGAUAAGUCACCUCCUCCUUCGCCUGCUCUCUCUACAAGUCCUGAAGCUAACAGUCCUGGGCAACCUGGUGAAAUGAGAUGUUUAAGCCUAGCAGAACCAUCGUCUCCUGGUGACAGUUCAAAUUGCAGCCAAGAUGUGAUUGAAAGUUGCAACCCAAUGGAAUCGCCCCCUUCCAGCCACAAUAACCCGGGCUAUAGCUACAAUGUGAGAGAGAGGCGCGUGAAUGUUGAUGGCGUUGAAUCAGAUCCUCCUCCUCAUCCUCCUCCUCUGCGUAUUUCUGAAGUCUGGAGUAUCCAAUCCUGUAGCUCGGGCGAAGGACAUUUUCCUGCACUGGAUCCUGCUCCUAGCCACUUUACUGAACUCCUGCCAAACACCAAAGGUGGCUGUACUUGGAAGCCAGAGCAUGAGUGUCCCACUGGUCUGUCAGGCCCUCCUGAGGGGGAAGCCUCCUCAGCAGCAAAGGUAUCUGGCCUUGGAUCUGACAUGCUGUCUUCAAAUGGGCAGCAGGGGGAGGCUGAGGCCUUCUGCCUGGGCUUCACCUCUGACCGGUCACCCAGAUUGGAGACAGAGCCAUCCAAGAGGGUGGUAGCCCAGAAUAUCGAUAUGAGGGAUGCAGACCACAGUAGCAGCUCUCUUGUGUGGAGGGGAGACCUGCACAGAGAAGGAGACAUCAUCAUCCCCACCAGCAUUCAGGAAGCUGGAAGUGAAUUGGGUACCAAACCAUAUCUAGAAUUGCUAGAAGACCCAGUCACCAGCCAAAAUGACAUUGGAAUCAGGAGACUGAGGGCUGAUUUCUUGGGAUCCAGUAAAGAGGAGACUGGAACAGACAGAAAGAGAACAUCUCUAGCCACCAACCAAAUAAGUUCAGUUGGUUGUGUUGAGGGCAGGACAGAGGAGGGAGGAUCUGCUCUGUGUAUGGACCAUGAUGCGAAACCCGUGCUUGGUUUGUUACCGGCACCUACAGAAAGGGCAGUUUCCCCUCAGCAUGAUGCAGCUGAUGAGAGAGAAUCUCAGGAGUUUGGUGAGGAGACCAGUGUCCGUGGCUGCUCUGUUGUGUCCAAACGGCUGCGGGAGGUGAGUCCUCCCCAAGGAGUGCCCUUGGUUAAUCGCCUCUCACUGCGGGCAAAGAAGAGGAUCAGAACAUCAAGUGAUGGGGCAAAUGACACCGCUGACCCCAGCCUCUCCCGGUCUCCCCCUCGGCCCGGCCUCUCCUGGACUCCCUCUCCCCCUCGGCCCGGCCUCUCCCGGUCUCCAUCUCCCUCUCGGCCCGGCCUCUCCCAGUCACCCUCUCGGCCCGGCCUCUCCCAGUCACCCUCUCGGCCCGGCCUCUCCCAGUCACCCUCUCGGCCCGGCCUCUCCCAGUCACCCUCUCGGCCCGGCCUCUCCCAGUCACCCCGCCCGGCCUCUCCCAGUCACCCUCCCGGCCCGGCCUCUCCCAGUCACCCUCUCGGCCCGGCCUCUCCCAGUCACCCUCUCGGCCCGGCCUCUCCCAGUCUCCCAGUGCCAAUGAUGAGAGAGCUGUGA
Molecule: messenger RNA, 9975 nt
Organism: Chiloscyllium plagiosum (whitespotted bambooshark)
Lineage: Eukaryota; Metazoa; Chordata; Chondrichthyes; Orectolobiformes; Hemiscylliidae
Source: RefSeq, a predicted model, not a curated record